AUGUCCUUCGACACACCUACGCCCCCCUUCAGCGCCUCUGACCCCCACGCCCGCUUCCUAAACGCAUCAUGCCUAGAUCUACUAUUAAUCGAACUCGUGCCUAUGGCGGAACGAAUAGUCCAAGAACUUGAGCUCGGCGAGAAGGAUUCCUUAGUCAAAUCUUCAACGGGCGAAGCGAUAGAUAUUAAAAAUAAGGAAAGAGAGAAAGAGAAGGAGAAAGAAAAAGAGAAAGACAGCAAGUCAUCUGUGGCUGUUAUGGAUGACGAGGAGUAUCGUGAAGCUAUUUACUUCAGAUUGGAGUCGUUGGGAUAUAGGGUUGGUCUGGGGCUAGGAGAGAGGAAGCAGGUGGACAAUUUGAAAACGAACCACAGGGGCGUAUAUGUUUUAACUGAUAAUGCCUUCCGGCCAUUUAUCCGUAUGAGCAUGUCUGUCAGAAGUGAAGCAGUUUUGCGCGCGCAAACAUAUCUCUGGUUUCCCUGCGGUAUAAUUCGCGGCACUCUGGCGAGCGUUGGGAUCGAGGCGACCGUCCAGGCGGAAAGCUCAGAUCUCCCGUUGGCCACGUUUCAGAUCAAAACCAGCAAUAGUGCCGCCCCUGGCGGCGGCGGCGGCGGUAGCGGCGCUACUGCAGCAGCGGCAGCGGUUUGA
Arthroderma uncinatum is the source of this 645-nucleotide messenger RNA. RefSeq lists its product as uncharacterized. Gene Ontology annotation, biological process: endoplasmic reticulum to Golgi vesicle-mediated transport; regulation of GTPase activity. The record is from RefSeq and is a predicted model, not a curated record. Bases 1 to 645 code for a protein of 214 amino acids. The transcript is spliced from 4 exons. Gene Ontology annotation, cellular component: trans-Golgi network; TRAPP complex; cis-Golgi network. NCBI's taxonomy places the organism in Eukaryota, Fungi, Ascomycota, Eurotiomycetes, Onygenales, Arthrodermataceae.